AUGGAUCUUUUCGACACUACGUCGUACUUUUCUUCCAAAGUGCCAGUUCUCGCCACGUCGAAAGUCCUAUUGAAAUCAGCAGUCUGUGCACUCGCAUCCAAACAUCUCCGGCAUCUUUGCCGAAAUAUGAGCCAAGGUGGCAGAAAUUCGAAACUUCUUUCUAGCUAUAUCGGCCUUCCGUCUUCAAACGAAGAGAUGUGGCGAUAUCACUCAGCGAAGUAUUACGACCAGGCUCUCAAUCAUCUCCAAAAUGCUGUCAGUACGGGUUCCUACUGCAAUAGUAUAUCGGAUAAAGAAGAGAUGCUCGCGGCGGUCGCUAUUCUCUGUGCUUUCGAGUUAAUGGACGCCCCUGGGAGUGCAUGGCGUGCUCACCUGAGCGCACUACCCCUGUUCCAUGAUAGAGGUGUCUCUGCAACAGAGCAUGCUUCAGUAAUAAUUCCCCAGACAGCUGUGAAAGGACCUAUAUUCUGGAGUCUUGCGAGGCAAGACUUGCUAUGUGCCUUCAUAAGUGAGAGUCCAACAAGCUUGGACUUGAAAGAUAUGCGGCUUUGGCAAAAUGCAGGCUUAGCCACUGAUGAGAAGGGAAGCCUCCUGGCUUAUAGCCCACGAGACGUGAUGGAGAGCCAAAACUCGUCUGGGUUUGAAGAGGAUAAGAAGAGCAAUGAACUCACAUGGAUUCUAGGUAAAAUUGCAAAUCAUAUUACCGCAGGAGAUGCUUUGGUUCCAGCAGACAAUACUUUACCGCGUCAUCAGAGACCUCGGAUUGGAUUGAACCAGGAAAAUAUAUUAGAAAGAUGGAAUAUAUUGAUGAAUGAUCUAUCCAACUGGAACGAAUCUCUUCCUCAGUCCUUCCGCGCAACUGCUCGCACGCGACGAUUGGGCAACGUGCCUCCUGGAUUUGAGCUAAGCUUUGAUACAUUCGAGCAGAUCUGGUUUGAUAUCCCGCUGUGCGCUGCCACGAUGCAAAGCUACCAUCAGGCAAAGAUUCUGUUAUUGGCAAACGAGCCGCAAGAGUCAACAGCGAUCCGAUCAACAGUAUCAGCACGUUUGAGAUCUUAUCGGCAUGCUCUUCAAGAAGUCAUAUACCACGCCCGGGAGGUCUGUGGUAUCAGCCUUGCAAAUUCAACUGAUUCAUUUAGAAUCAAUUCAGUUCAGGCGCUAUUUGUUGCUGGCCAGGUUUUCCAAGAGCGCCGAGAACAAGAUGCAGUUCUGGAGCUGCUUUCUGGAAUCGAAAGAGAUUUUGGUUGGACUACGAGAUAUCAUGUGGCAAAGUUGAAUGAUGAAUGGAUGAAGGGAAGGGAGGGUAACCAUGUUGAUCGUGAUGGACAUGGACAUGAGUCUAAUUGGUUUAUUUCAACUUCAAGUUCUUAG
Messenger RNA from Penicillium malachiteum, 1371 nucleotides. RefSeq lists its product as uncharacterized. The coding region runs from base 1 to 1371 and encodes 456 amino acids. NCBI's taxonomy places the organism in Eukaryota, Fungi, Ascomycota, Eurotiomycetes, Eurotiales, Aspergillaceae. The transcript has 2 exons. Gene Ontology annotation, cellular component: nucleus. Gene Ontology annotation, molecular function: transcription cis-regulatory region binding; DNA-binding transcription factor activity. Gene Ontology annotation, biological process: positive regulation of transcription by RNA polymerase II. The record is from RefSeq and is a predicted model, not a curated record.